Molecule: messenger RNA, 1447 nt
Organism: Oryza sativa Japonica Group (Japanese rice)
Lineage: Eukaryota; Viridiplantae; Streptophyta; Magnoliopsida; Poales; Poaceae
Source: RefSeq, a predicted model, not a curated record
AUGUUGUGUGGCGAGAAGAGAGGAAGAAGAGAGGAGGGAGGAGAGAAUGAAGAUGACAUACCCACGUGGGCCCCACAUGUUAGGUGUCCACUUCAUCUCUCUCCCUUCCUCCUCUCUCUCCCUCUCUCACUUCUCUCCUCUUGGGCAGGCCAUGUCAAGCGCCGCGGCCACCACCACGGCGACCUGCGGCAGCAAGGGGCAGGCGCAGCGGAGCGGGACGGUGAGGUUGUCACCGACGGUGGGCUCCUACAGCAUCGCCAGCCGCACGUGAGGAUACCUUCGGAGGCGGCGGCGACGGUGAGGAGGAGGGGGAGGUGGGCGACGCAGUCCUCCGUCGGCGGCGAGGAUGGGGACGCCGCCAUGGUCGUCUCGCCGCACAAGGUUGUCGCGCGGCGCGCCGCGGCGCACAGCUCGGUGCUGGAGGGCGCCGGGAGGAUGCUCAAGGGCUGCGACCUCCACCACGUCCGCAACGCCGUCCUGUGCCGCACUGGAUUCCUCGACUGAGAGGGCGGAAGCGAGUCGUCUCGUCGCUUUGGGGAUAAAAUUUUUGACCCUUUCUUUCUUGAGAAAAUUCGAUCCAUAGCACAGGAAAGAAAGCGGUACCAAAAAAUAGCACAAAAAGUUUCCACUUUCGAUCCAUAGCAUAGGCCACCGAUUUUUCUUCGCCCUAUAGCACUUCUGUCACAUUUUGAAGUAACGGUGUUAGAUCAGUGUGGAGAAAUUUUUUGUCGGACACAUUUGCCCUUCGUUCCCCACAUUCCCCAACAGGGCUCCUCUUUCGCUCCCUCGUGAAUGGCAGCGCGGCAGCCAUCGGCUUGCCUGGAGACCGGCUCGCCGUCACCGCCGACGGUGAGGUGGACCCUGUCUGGCACUCGGCGCUGUUGAUCGAGGGCAAGCCUCCCGCGCCGGCGGCAGCUUGACGACGAGGACGACGACGAUGACGUGGGCGGCCCUAGCUUCGGCAUGGAUGGAUGUGGCCCGUAGUUGCCGUACUCGGCGCCAGAACAACCUCUCCCUCGCCACGGUGCCGCAGCGCGCUGGCUUGCCACUACUUCCACGUGACAAUGACGACGAUGACAGCGACGGGGACGAUGACCUGCAGCGGGGCUGUGGCGCGCGCUGGCGGAUGUUGGGAUGAUUCGUGAGUGGGCGGACUGCGGGCUUUGUCGGCUCCGUGACCUUGGGCGGCGACGCCGCUAACGAAUAGGCGGCCAGGAGCCGGCAGGCCGGAAGCGCGGCGUCUCCACCUCCUCCUCCACCGCCUUCCUCCCGUGCGGAUCUGGCCGGUGCUCCACCCCACACGCGCGAAUCGUUCGGCGGCGUGGCGGAUCUGGCGCGAGCAACGGUGGGAGGCAUGGUGGCGGGUGCCGAUCGGGAGCGGCUGAGCGGGCGGGUGGGAGGGAAGCGCGGCUCCGUCAGCUCACCAAGCGUCGGCGACACGGGCGCG